Microdochium trichocladiopsis is the source of this 3111-nucleotide messenger RNA. RefSeq names its product carnitine acetyl transferase. NCBI's taxonomy places the organism in Eukaryota, Fungi, Ascomycota, Sordariomycetes, Xylariales, Microdochiaceae. The record is from RefSeq and is a predicted model, not a curated record. The transcript is spliced from 3 exons. Gene Ontology annotation, biological process: carnitine metabolic process. Bases 130 to 2733 code for a protein of 867 amino acids. Gene Ontology annotation, cellular component: mitochondrion. Gene Ontology annotation, molecular function: carnitine O-acetyltransferase activity.
UUGCUUUCGUAUCUCUCCUUGCUGGUCCCUUAACUAUCUGAGACACGGCAGUCCCUCCCACUUUGGCAUUCUGCGCGUCGUUCAACGUCUAGUGCCCGUGCCUCCCACAUCCAUGCGCCGACUGACGUGAUGCCAAACCAGCUGCGUCUCUUUUCCCUGCCAAAAUCUCUGGCCAACGUCUUUGGCAGUGGCUCUGUGACCCCUGCACGGUCUUCGCAACAAAUUGUUGAGGCAGAUAUUCGUCCGCAGCUAAUGGGGGAAAUCCCAAGGCCGGCCGGCAUCACCUUUGCCGGCCAGGAUGAGCUCCCCAGGCUGCCCAUCCCGUCCCUCGAGAGCACCUGUCAGAAGUACCUCGCGGCACUCAAGCCACUCCAGGAUCCCCGCGAGCACGCAGAGACCAACCUGGCCGUCUACGAAUUCCUGCAUCACGACGGGCCUCAGCUGCAGGCCAAGCUGCAGGACUACGCAAAGGACAAGAUCAGCUACAUUGAGCAGUUUUGGUACGAUUCUUAUCUCAACUUCGACAACCCUGUCGUGCUCAACCUCAACCCCUUCUUCCUGCUCGAAGAUGACCCGACGCCGGCGAGGAACAACCAGGUCACUCGCGCUGCCUCUCUCGUGGUAUCCGCUCUCGAGUUCGUUCGCGCAGUGCGGCGGGAGGAGCUGCCACCAGACAUGCUCAAGGGGAAGCCCCUCGAUAUGUAUCAGUACUCCCGCCUCUUUGGUACUGCGCGGGUGCCCAGUAGCCACGGCUGCCAGAUCGAGCAAGACCCAGACUCGAAACACAUUGUCGUCAUCUGCCAUGGGCAGUUCUACUGGUUUGAUGUGCUGGACGACAACUCGGACUUGAUCAUGACGGAGAAGGACAUCUCGAUCAAUCUGCAAACCAUCGUCAACGACGCUGCGCAGACGCCGAUUCAGGAUGCCGCCAAGGGUGCCCUAGGCGUACUAAGCACGGAGAACCGCAAGAUAUGGUCGCGCAUGCGGGACACGCUCACUAGAGAAGAAGGCUCGAACAAUGCAGACUGUCUUGGCAUAAUCGACUCGGCGCUUUUUGUGCUUUGUCUGGACUACACGGAACCCCUCACGGCUGCGGCGCUGUGCCAGAACAUGCUGUGCGGAACAAACGUCGUACAAAAAGGAGUGCAGAUCGGCACCUGCAUCAACAGAUGGUACGACAAGCUGCAGAUUAUAGUCUGCAAGAACGGCAGCGCUGGCAUCAACUUUGAGCACACGGGUGUGGAUGGUCACACUGUGCUCCGCUUCGCCAGCGACGUAUACACCGACACGAUCCUGCGCUUCGCAAGGACCAUCAAUGGGCAAGCACCGAGUCUCUGGAAGACGACCAGCCCAGAUCCGUCCAAGAGAGACCCCGAAAGCUUUGGUGAUGUCACGACAAGCCCUCACAAACUCGAGUGGGACAUGAUACCCGAGCUCAAUGUUGCCGUCCGCUUUGCAGAGACCCGCUUAGCCGACCUCAUCGGGCAAACGGAAUUCGAGUGCCUCGACUUCAGUGGCUUCGGAAAGAACUUCAUCACAUCCUCUGGCCUGUCCCCGGAUGCCUUUGUGCAGAUGGCGUUUCAGGCGGCAUACUAUGGCCUGUAUGGCCGAGUCGAAUGCACUUACGAGCCUGCCAUGACCAAGAUGUUCCUCCACGGGCGGACUGAGGCUGUCCGCAGUGUCACGGAGGAAUCUGUCGAGUUCUUGCGAACAUUCUGGGGCGAUAACCCAGAGGAGCAAAAGGUCGCAGCUCUGCGCAAAGCCUGCCAGAAGCACGUUGACAAUACGAAACAAAGCGCAAAGGCGGAGGGUUGUGACCGCCAUCUCUAUGCACUGUACAACAUUUGGCAGAAGUCGAUGGAAGAGGAUCACAGCAGUGCCAGCACCACGCCAGGGGAUGAGAGCCCACCCGGAGACACAGAGGAUGGCCUGAUCAGCUCGACAGCGUUGACUGACAACAAAGAGCCUGUCAAAGACAUGGCGGAGCGGCCACGGGCUGACAGCAACUCGUCUCGCUCACGAGAACCAGUCCUCAUGCCGCGAAUCUUCUCCGAUGGUGGUUGGGAGAAGCUCAACCAGACCAUCUUGUCCACGUCAAACUGCGGCAACCCUUCCCUCCGCCAGUUCGGAUUCGGCCCCACCUCCGGCGACGGCUUCGGCAUUGGCUACAUCAUCAAGGACGAGGGCAUCAACGUGUGCGUGUCGAGCAAGCACCGCCAGACGAAGCGCUUCCUGGACACACUCGAGAGCUACCUCCUAGAGAUCCGCCGCGUGCUGCGCGUCACAAACCGCCGGACCAUGUCCCACAGCAAGCAGAGCCGGGCCAGAGAGAUUGAUGCGCCACACAGUAGUGGUGGUGACAAAGGCCUCGACUCUAGCGUGGCAUCGCUGCCACCGCCAAGGAGUCUCAAGGCUCGCGGGAGGAUGAUCUCGUCCGGGCUCGAGAACAUCAGAGGACCAGCACGGCCGAGCCAACUGGAGGAUGAAAAGAGCUCGCCAGCAGUUGAGGACGGGCCGCCUACGAAUGAUGAUGGUCUGGGUGGUUAUGGCUUCUUUGACGCAGGCAUGCUCCUCCAAGCCCUCAAAGCCCGCGACGCAUCUGGCGCUGCCACGCCGUCUGGGACCGCCACCGACCCAGACACUGGCCUGGUUGGCCUGAGGGGCUCCCCUUCAGCCGCGCAUGCUCGGAGGAGAGGCGACAUUGGGAAGAAGCUGCGGCUCGUGGAAUAUUGAUUCUACACAGUGUCUGCAUGGAUGUGUGUCUGUGUGGACCAGCGACUUUCAGACUUCGGCCUAGUGUGAUUUUGGGGAUGUCCUUUUCUUCCCUUUUCUUUUCUUUCUUUUCAUUUCAUUUGUAUACAUUUUGUAUGAUGUCAUUGGGGACUCCAAAUCCUCGAGGAUUUAGUAUCGUUUCUGGGGGCGACGGCGUUUUGGCAUGAGUAUUCAUACCUGGUUUCUUGUCCUUUUCCGAUAGAGCAUAAGCGAGAGACUCCUUUGCAACUAUACCUCCAUGCUCGAACACACUGCCAGGUCGCACGAAGAACAAGCUUUAUUUGUCAGAUCUGCUAUUCACAAUGCUUCACAGAUCAUGAUUAACAAAGACAUGAUAUC